Messenger RNA from Siniperca chuatsi (mandarin fish), 2014 nucleotides. It is a transcript of the gene rmdn1, whose product is annotated as regulator of microtubule dynamics 1. The transcript is spliced from 11 exons. The coding region runs from base 205 to 1125 and encodes 306 amino acids. The record is from RefSeq and is a predicted model, not a curated record. NCBI's taxonomy places the organism in Eukaryota, Metazoa, Chordata, Actinopteri, Centrarchiformes, Sinipercidae. Gene Ontology annotation, cellular component: spindle microtubule; cytoplasm; mitotic spindle pole. Gene Ontology annotation, molecular function: microtubule binding.
CAUUUGUGCUAAAAUUAAAUUAACACUUUGUGGCGACACUGUACGGUACAAUAACCAGUGUAAAAUUACGACGGAACUCUCACAGUUUUCAAGUGUUGUUUCUUGUCGACAGCUUAUGUAGGAGACGGAUUUCGCCGGGACCUGCCCCUAAGUUUGUGAUACCGUCCUCAGUCCUGAUCGUUGACCGUUUGGGCUUUUAACACAAUGGCUGGAAUAGUGUUAACUCGGUGUGUGAGUAGGACUUUACUCUCAGCAUCUGGUGCAAAAAGCAUCAGAAUCAGAGGGACGAACCGGUAUUACUGGACAACUUUAAGGACUGCCACUGCUCUGACUAGUGGAAGAGCUGCAUUCCUCCUGGGGCUCCCUGCACUAUCCUGUCUGGGUUACGAAGCUUAUCACAGAGUGCAGAGUUCAGCUGUGGUACACGCUUUAGAAAAAGAGGAGGUUUUGGAGCAGGCUGACUACCUGUACAGCUGUGCAGAGACAGAGAAGCUGUACCACCUGCUGCUGCAGUACAAGGACAGUGAUGAUGCAGAGUUCCUGUGGAGGCUGGCCCGGGCCUCUCGUGACCUGUCCGUCCUGCCCAACUUGGAGGUCAGACGGAAGAAGGAGCUGGUUUAUGAGGCCUUCGAAUAUGCAAAGAAGGCCCUGGAAAAAGAUGAGAAGUGUUUCGCAGCGCACAAAUGGUAUGCAGUAUGUCUUGGUGAUGUUGGGGAUUACGAGGGAGUCAAGGUGAAAAUUGGAAAUUCAUACAUCAUCAGGGAACAUCUAGAGAGAGCCGUCCAGCUCAAUCCCAAGGAUGCCACUUCCAUACAUAUUUUGGGUUACUGGUGUUUUGCUUUUGCUGAGCUGCCGUGGUAUCAACGCAAGGUUGCCGCUGUCAUUUUUUCAUCACCACCUACGUCCACAUAUGAGGAGGCUUUGGAAUUCUUCCUCAAAGCUGAAGAAGUUGAUCCAAACUUCUACAGUACAAACCUGCUAAUGCUCGGGAAGACCUACAUGGCAAUGAAAGACAAACAGAAAGCACUGCUUUGGCUAACCAAAGCAAAGGAGUACCCUGCUCACACACUGGAAGACAAAGAGGUCCACAAAGAAGCUGUUGAGCUCUUGAAGAAGCUAGGAUGAAGCUGCCAUUACUACUGAGUGGAAUAUGAUCCAUUUGAGGACCUUUUGGACUGUAAAUAAAUGCUAACAAAAUGUUUUCUUGUUAUUAUUUUGUAAUAACUACUGUAGAACUGCGAGUGGUCUUGCACCACAGAAAUCACUCAUGCUUUUAAGACAUAAUAAGGCAAUGUCCAAUCAUCUAGCUUUUAGUUCAAUUAAAACUACAACAUGCAACCAUUGAUAAUGCAGUAGUAAACAGGAUUUACAUGGUCUGUGAAUCUGUUCAUGCCUGAAUUCCUCUUACACUGACUUUUCUCUGACAUCUUGGUUUAGGCAUUUGCUGGGCUAAUGUUUAAAAACAUGUGAACAUUGUCACUUUUAAUUCAUAUUUGUAGUCUGAAAAUGGAGGAAACGUGAUCAAGAGAAAUGUGGGACAGUGAAGCAAACAACACGUUUUAUGCUUUAAGGGGUAAAAAAAAAAAAAAAGAAGUUGCAUAUUGUAAAUUUUCAGAUCAAAAUGAUGUCAAAAUCUUUUGUCUUUUGUGAUUUAAUGAAUCCAUUCCUGAACAUUGAAGAGAUACUCUGUGCAGUGUUAAAUCCCCCUGUAUAUUGAGAAUGACUUCCGGAUGGGAGCCGAAACGUCUUGAUUCUGAAAACAGUGUCCAGAUGACUACGACUGAAACCUUUCCGACGAUAUACUUAAGGUAUUUAUUUAAACCAAAUGAAAAAUCUUGGCCACAAAUGCAUCUUUAACUGAGUGGUUGUUGGGGUUUUUUUUUUUUUCAUAAGAAUGGGAUGAACUGAGCUGGUUUAAUGCGACAAUAGUAAAAACAGGACAAGCACAUUUGUGCUCAAUUGUUGCCACUGUGAUUGGAAUUGUUAUAUUACUAAAUGACUGUUUACAACCGUG